AAGAUUAUAGAGAUCAGCCUUUCAAGACGUUCAAGGUUCAAGGCGCCACAGUAAACAUGUUUGGUGGUCACAUCAUUUUUGGAACACUUUUAGCGUGUUCUCUCUGCCUCCAUCUGGUCUAUACGGACACUUGUCCUGCUGGAGCGAUGCCUGGUUUGCCAGGUAUUCCUGGAUUUCCUGGCCGUGAUGGAAGAGAUGGGGUGAAGGGAGAGAGAGGAGAUCCUGGGAUUCCUCUCAAACCUGACGAAACCAUAAAAAAAGGAGAAAAAGGGGAGCCUGGAAUCAAAGGAAGGGUUGGAAAAAGAGGUCUUAAGGGGGAUUCCGGCAUAAUGGGACCACUCGGCCCCCCAGGAGAGCCAGGGGACCCAGGCAAUUCAGAAGGUUCCAGAUCUCCCCUGCAGUCUGCAUUCAGUGUGUCCCGUGCCACACGAACGUUUCCUGAUCCCAAUGCUGUGAUACGCUUCAGUACUAUUAUCACCAAUGUCAAUGGCCAUUUCAGUGUUGAAGAGAGCAAAUUUGUGUGUAAAAUUCCUGGCACUUAUUAUUUUGUGUUUCAUGCAUCGUCCAAAGAAAGAAGUCUGUGUGUAAUCCUAAUGCAUGAUGAUAAGAAGCUAGGUAGUUUCUGUGAUCACAUGCAAAAGAACAGCCAGCAGGUGAGCUCUGGUGGACUAGCUGUUUAUCUGCAAGAGAAUGAGAAAGUCUGGCUGGUGACAAACAGCUAUAAUGGCCUGUUUGCAGAAGGGAGGAAAGGCGACAGUGUUUUCUCGGGUUUCCUGAUUCAUGCACACUGAUUGAUUGUUGCACUGUUUUGAACUAUAAAGCUGAACAUGAAGACAUGCUUGUUAAACACGCUGUAUGUUUUGCUCAUAAGAAAAAUGCACACUGUUUCGUUUUGAAAUCUGCUGAUCAAAUCAAAUAAAAUUAUGCUUCAGUAAA
Rhinichthys klamathensis goyatoka is the source of this 936-nucleotide messenger RNA. RefSeq names its product complement component 1, q subcomponent, C chain (gene c1qc). The record is from RefSeq and is a predicted model, not a curated record. Lineage: Eukaryota; Metazoa; Chordata; Actinopteri; Cypriniformes; Leuciscidae. The coding region runs from base 57 to 791 and encodes 244 amino acids. Gene Ontology annotation, molecular function: protein binding. The transcript has 2 exons.